AACCCUAAAUCGAAAUAGUCUUCGUAAAGAAAAAUAAAAAGGGUUCAAGGUUGUUAUAUUGGAGUAUUUGCAACUUUACUGAAAAUUGCUGUUGCAUUCACUUAUAAUGUCCCUACAUAAUUAUACAUGUAGGAAAUAGUGCUUUUUUCUGCAACACUGUUUUUCUCUUUGUCUAAAGAAAAAACGUAAAGCUAACGCCUUCUCUAUGCUUUUUAUUAUCAUUCAAUCUACCUACAAGUGUUAAGCUACUCCCUCUUGCAAUACUUGAAUAUCUAGAGAGCCUUUAGCUACCCUUUUUUUUUCAUAUUUGAUUUGAUCCUUUCCUUCCUUGAUCAGCUUCAAUAUAUGCCUAUUAAAGCAAGCAUUUUGAUCUUUAUACCCUUUUUCGAUUUGUGUGUUUUGUGUCUUGUCCCUGAAGUAAUCCCUGAUAAGCCAAUCUUUCUCAAGUUUGGAGCUCCAUUUUAGUUACAUGAUGAAGAGAAGCCAUGAAAGAGAGAGGCAAAGCUGUGGAAGUGUACAACAACAAAAACAUUGAUUUUUUCCAAGACUAUAGCACUUCAUCGGAUGUUGUUCCAUGUAGGAAACAUCCACAAUCGUCUUCAGCUGGUGUAUGUGCGUAUUGUCUUAAGGAUCGUUUGAUCAACUUGGUUUGCUCCGACUGUGGUGAGCAACGCCUUUCGUCUUGCUCUUGCUCUGAAAUUGCCACCAACCCUCGAAAUUCAUGCGCCGGUGGUGAAGUGGGCAGCGUUGGUCGGGUCUCCUUCUUGAUAGAGAAUGAAAACAGCAGAGAUCAUCAAGUUUCAAACCCCAAGGCUAAAAGCACUAGUAGUGGAAAUAAUACUAAAUCAGAGGAUGUUAUCUUGCUCAAGAGAAGCAAUAGCAGCUGUGUGGAGAUCAAGAAAAAGAACGGGUUUUGGAGAAUUGGGAGGUUUUUCAAGAAGAAGAGGGACAAAGAGACUAACUGUGGGAAGAGUGCUUGUGGGGGUGAUGAGAAAAGUGAUUUGUGGGUGGUUGAUUACAUGGGGGUUUCAAGGUCAAGGUCUCUUUGCAGUUUCAGAGCGGGUGGGUUUUUUGGAUCAGAAGAUGGAAGUGACGUGAUGAACUUUUCAGGUGCUAGGAGCUCGAUUUCGGCUGCACGGAGUUCCGGCGUCAAUGGCGGUUUGCUCUUUGAUCCUGAGAGGAAAAGUGGGUUUAGUGAAGCAGAACCAAGGAGAAGUGGUUUUGAUAGUGAAAGAAGAGACAGUACAUUUAUGGAGUCCGAUAUUGCAGCCAUUAGGAAAAGUGGCAUGGGCGGCGGCAGUUUCAUGGAUGUUGAUGGGGGUUUUAGUGGUGCAAACAGGCGGGUCUUUUCUUUGAAAGAGAGUUAUUUUAAUGGUGGGGAUGAUUCGGGUUUCAUUGACUUAAAAUUUGAUUUUCAAGCAGAGUCUAAAGGGGAUAUUCCUAGUAUGAAGAAGGGUGGGGGUGUUUUGUCUGGUUUUGGCAGCAUGAGAGAAGGUAGUGAAUUUAUGCCAUAUAAAUCCUCUGGUGGUUCCGUUGAAAAUACACUGCCAAUGGCUGGAAAUGGAGCCUUAAGCAAUGGGAGUUCAUAUCAGAUGACAAUGGAAGAAAGAGGAAUAAAAAAGAAUAGAAGAAUAUUCAAGGGAUGGCGGUGGAUUUUCAAAGCACCAUCCAAAUUAGACCACUCCAGAGAAGACAAAUGAACACCAUCUCGCAUUUGAGUGUUUGAAACUUGAAUAGGUCAUCAUCAAUCUUUCAAAUUUCGGUCUAUGUUUUCCUUCUGUUCAUUUUCAUAUGUAUUUUUCUUCACAUACUUUACCAUUUCCCAACCUGUUUGUUUACCUUGCAAGUUUAUCAUAUCUGAAACAUGAUUUUAGAAAAGCUGUAGGAGAGAUCAACAUACAGAAAAUGUUGCAGAAAUGGAUGAUUAAAGGAACCAAAAAUAUUUUGUAUUUAUGAUGAGAUUUAUGGAACUAUGACUUACAAAUUGGCUAUCAAGCCUUGAAAGAA
Molecule: messenger RNA, 2007 nt
Organism: Gossypium arboreum
Lineage: Eukaryota; Viridiplantae; Streptophyta; Magnoliopsida; Malvales; Malvaceae
Exons: 1
Coding region: 486-1700 (404 amino acids)
Source: RefSeq, a predicted model, not a curated record